Messenger RNA from Porites lobata, 6360 nucleotides. The record is from the annotation of a GenBank genome assembly. Lineage: Eukaryota; Metazoa; Cnidaria; Anthozoa; Scleractinia; Poritidae.
GGUUUCUCAGUCUUCGCUUUCAAAGAAUGGAACAAAAACGAAAAAUGUCUGGUCUAUAGUCCUGCGUAUCCAUCUGCUGGGGGUGCAGGCUGUAGCGCGCCAUGCACAGCAAAGCAAGGGAAGAAAACCUCGAUGUAUGGGGCAGCGUUUUAUAACGAUAACCACCAAAUCUGGCCGAAAGAGCUCGUCGCAAACAUGGAAAUUGCUGCUUCAAUUGUGAAAAAGUUCGGUCAACCCCUUGCUUUAAACACAGAGGGAAAGCGUGAACUUCAUCUAACAUUUGACUACUAUUGCUGCUACACAGAGGAAGAAGGAAUCAAAAUCGGGCAGUUUUUGAACGAUUACUCGUGGACACCGCAUGAAGUAUGGUUUGAUGAAAUGAAAUGUGUCAUCUACGGCUACGAUGAUGCAGCUGCUCUUGUGCUCGUCGUUGACAAAAAAUCACAGGAGGAUUUGACUCGUUGGGCUCUGAAGAACGAGCAAGAUCUCGGAGUCAAAACCGGUGUAAACAAACAUAUCCCACACACAAGCUUAGAAAGCUUCCAUAUGACCCUUGCAUUACUAAACCAAAGCCAUUUUCCAGUGCAAUCGACGGUUGAAGAAAUCAACCGAGUUAUUUCACCAGGAAAAUGGCAUAGAACGCCUGUUAUUCUUCAACGUCCAGUUUGUCGCGGAUGCCAAAAGUUAAUAAAACGCCUUUAUUACAUGUAAAUACAUGACAUCAGCGACAAACUAACAGUCAGAAUUAACUAUGCUCUACUGAGAGAUGUUUUGUAACUAAAUUUUCUAGCUUCUUAAUAACACCCCUUUUUAAUACUUUUGUCAAAAGAAAUAUUGUUUCAAUUCUGGUGUGAAUGAUUUAAUUUGAAUUCAGUUGAGAAUAUUAUAACCUUAACGCUAUCUUUUUGUCUUCGCUGUGGCUAAUAUGGCCGGUAACCGGUGAAAGUCUUCAAAACACUACAUGACCGGCAGUCCUAUAUUCUCAGUAAACACAAAAUCGAAAAAUCCCAGCAAAUCUUAAUUAUCACAUGUCCAUGAAGAAAAGUCAAGCGAUCCUGAAAUGCUUUAUAGAUCACAAGUAUAGCGUUUGGUUUACGCUGGGCUCAGAAGGCGAAAACAUGUUUUGUGACACUUGAAACUUUUUCAGCUCGACUGCCGGUCAAGGUUUCAAAACACUAAACGACGGGCAGUCCUAUAUUCUCAGUAAUUUUCACAAAUCGAAACAAUCCAGCUAAUCUAAACUACCAUUUUUAACUUUAAGGAAACGACCUGCAGGUUAAUAUAUUGGGUGGGAAAAGUAAAAUUUACGACCCUUGCGUGACUUUUUAAACUCGCGUGACUGUAAUAUUAGAACUGACAACAAAGAAUUAGGGAAGCCAUGUUUUCUGGAAGACGCAGUCAACAAAAUUACAUUAUUUUGUUUGUUUUGAUUGCCUGUUGCGUGCUGCUUUUACUCCUUAAAUGGCCAUUCUACCUCAAGUUUUCCGGUAAGUCUGAAAGAUGUCUGGUUUAUAGUCCUCCAUAUCCUUCUGCUGGUGGCCCGGGCUGUCGUCCAAGAUGUGUCGAUAAAGAAGGGAAGAAAAAGUCCAUGUAUGGGUCCGGCGCGGCGUUUUAUAACGACAUCCACCAAACCUGGCCCAAAGAACUUGUCAAGAAUAUGAAACUUGCCGCGUCAAUUUUGAAAAAGUACGGUCAGCCACGAAGCAUAGACACAGAAGGCGGCCGAGAACUUCAUCUCACGUUUGACUACUACUGCUGUUACACGGACGAAGAAGGAAUUAAAAUCGCGCAGUUUUUGAACAGUUAUUCUUGGAAGCCCCACGAGGUAUGGUUUGAUAGGUUAGAAUGUGCUAUCCACGGCUACAAUGAUGCAGUUUCUCUUGUGCUUAUGGUUGACAAAAAAUCACAAGAGGAUUUAACUGGAUGGGCGCUAAAGAACGAGCGAGAUCUCGAAAUUAGAACUGGUGUACACAAACAUAUUCCACACACACGUCUGCAAAACUUUCACAUGACCCUUGGAACGGUAAAUCAAAGUUAUUUUCCAGUACAAUCAGCAGUUGAAGAAAUCAACAGAGUUAUUCCACGAGGAAAAUGGCACAAAACUCCUGUAAUUCUUCGCCGACCAGUUUGCUAUAGAUGCGACAAGUUACUUACUAGCAAAUCUAAAAUUGAUUGAAAGGAAAUUGUAAAAAACCAAGGAGCUGUAAACCUUCGUUAAAGUGAAGACAAACCUUGAUUCAUUCUCUGAGGCUAUGUUUUCUUACUGAUUUGCCUCAUAGGUUGUUGGUGUUUUUAUAGGAAUUAACAUAUUUUGUGACCGUUUGUACAACGCGCCUCUAUAUAAAGAUCUGAUCAGUAAACAGUGGUAAAAAUUUCAAGUAGACAUAUUAAAUUUUGCAAACAGAAUACUGCAAUGCUGAUAGUACAACGUAAAAAUUAACUUUGCAAGACAUCAUGAACACGAUACUAAAAGAACUACAAGUAUGUCUAUGUGUAAAUAUAUAAACAGCUGGAGAGUUCGCAAAUCUUGGAAACAAUUUUUCAGACACUCUUUCUCUCUAUUUCCCUGCUGGCAGAGGCCGCUUUUUCCCUGGUAUUCGGCCGGCGGCAGGAAACAGACCGUAUAAGACUCAUGUCCACAAACAAGCGAGACGAGUGAAUUAAGGGGUAGUUUAUCAUUAGCAGAACAAUGGACGAUUACAGAAAUUCGCCGACAACUAAAUUCUGUGCUGACUUAUUCCCUGGUAUGCCUUCUUUUUUGCGUGACCACGUGACAAGGCGGAAAUGUUGGUGGACAAAACAAUAGCGUAAUUUUUUCCCCGCAAAAUUUGCAUGAAAAAACUUUAAUUCCCAGCGAAGAAAAACGCUUUUGUAUUUGUCUACCACCAUGGCCUUCAUGACGUCACCUUAAUAUGAAGAAUAAAGGUUUACUCAGAUUGUUGUAUAUUCGCUGCAAUAUCGCUUAUACAACCUGUCAACAAUAUCAAAACAGUCUCCAGGUUAGGAGGAAUUCAUUGGAAAUUAAGAAAUCCACCAAAACAGCCCUUUUCCAAUCUCUCUUGACUCUCUCGAUCUUGCAUGGCCUAGCGUUAAAAGUGACAACAACGAAAAGGGAAGCCAUGUUUUCUAGACGUCGUUGUCAACAAAAUGCAAUUCUUUUACUUGCCUGUGUAGCGUUGUUUGUCCUCUUUAAAUGGCUAUUUGUCUCCAAAAUAUUUGGAAAAAAUGAAAAAUGUCUGGUGUAUAGUCCUGCUUAUCCUUCUGCUGGAGGACCAGGCUGCAGUCUGCGAUGUGUCGAAAAAGAGGGAAAGAAAACUGCGAUGUAUGGCGCGGUGUUUCAUGGUGACAGUCACCAAACCUGGCCGAAAGAUCUUGUCGAGAACAUGAAACUUGCCGCCACAAUUUUGAAAAAGCAUGGGCAGCCAAAAACUUUAAACACAGAGGGUAGAUUAGUUCUUCAUCUGGCGUUUGACUACUACUGCUGCUACACGGAAGAGGAGUGGAUUAAAAUCUGGAACUUUUUGAACCCGUAUUCUUGGGAACCUCCCGAGAUAUGGUUUGAUAAAAUAGAAUGUGCUAUCCACGGCUACAAUGAUGCAGUUUCUCUUGUGCUAAUGGUUGGUAAAAAUUCACAAAAGGAUUUGACUCGAUGGGCGCUAAAAAACGAGCGAUAUCUCGAAAUUAGAACUGAUGUACACAAACAUAUUCCACACACACGUCUGCAAAACUUUCAUAUGACUCUUGGAACUGUAAAUCAAAGCUACUUUCCAGUGAAAUCAGCAGUUGAAGAAAUCAAUAGAGUUAUUCCACCAGGAAAAUGGCACAAAACUCCUGUUAUUCUCCGCCAACCGGUUUGCCAUAGAUGCGAAAGGCUGAUGAAACAUUUGUAAAAUUAAUAAAACGGAGAAAAACAAGAGGCCAUAAACUGUGGUAAAAGUCAAAAGAAGACAAUUUAUUCUCACGGUGAUGCAUUGUAACUGUUAUUUAGCUAAUUGGCUUGUACUUAUAUUACCUCCGUUAGAACAACGGGUCCCCCGGAAUAAAAUCUUGGUAAAUGUAAUAAACGCCAUACUUUCCUCUCGCGUCAUAUAGACUGAACGAUCACGACAAGAAGGCAAGAAAGACUUUUUCCAAGUGAUGUAGAAUAGAGAAUUGUUAUAUAUAAAGCACAUGCUCGUAUAUAACAACUAUAUCGAAAUGAUCUCUAUUCUGUUUGGUGAAGUUGCGUGGGAGAAGAAGAGAUUAUUAUCCUCGCGUGACUCUUGAUCCUCGCGUGACUGUAAUAAGUGACAACAAGGAAAGCGAAGCCAUGUUUUCAGGAAGACGCAAUCAACAAAAUUGCAUCGUUUUGUUCGUUUUGAUCGCCUGUUGUGUGCUGUUUUUACUCUUUAAAUGGCCAUUUGUCUCCAAAAUAUUCGGCAAAAAUGAAAAAUGUCUGGUGUUUAGUCCUGCUUAUCCCUCUGCUGGAGGACCAGGCUGCAGUCCGCGAUGUGUCGAAGAAGGAGGAAAGAAAACUGCGAUGUAUGGCGCGGCAUUUUAUGCCGGUGACAACCACCAAACGUGGCCGAAAGAUCUUGUCGAGAAUAUGGAACUUGCCACCUCAAUUUUGAAAAAGUAUGGUGAGCCACGAAGCCUAAACACAGAGGGCGGACGAAAACUUCAUCUCGCGUUUGACUACUACUGCUGUUACACCGAGGAGGAGGGGAUUAAAAUUGGGAAGUUUUUAAACACUUAUUCUUGGGAACCUCACGAGGUACGGUUUGAUAAAAUAGAAUGUGCUAUCCACGGCUACAAUGAUGCAGUUUCUCUUGUGCUAAUGGUUGACAAAAACUCACAAGAGGAUUUGACUCGAUGGGCGCUAAAGAACGAGCAAGAUCUCGAAAUCAAAACUGGUGUACACAAACAUAUUCCACACACACGUCUGCAAAACUUUCAUAUGACUCUUGGAACGGUAAAUCAACGUUAUUUUCCAGUACAAUCGGCAGUUGAAGAAAUCAACCGAGUUAUUCCACCAGGAAAAUGGGACAAAACUCCUGUUAUUCUGCGCCAACCGGUUUGCCAUAGAUGCGAGAGGCUGAUGAAACCUGUGUAAAACUAAUAAAACGGAGAAAAACAAGAGGCCAUGAACUGGCUGAUGAAACCUGUGUAAAAUUAAUAAAAACAAGAGGCCAUAAACUGUGGUAAAGUCAAAAGAAGACGAUAUAUUUUCACGGUUAUGUAUUGUAACUGUUAUUUAGCUAAUGGGCUUGUAUUUAUAACCUCCGUUAGAAUAACGGGUCCCUCGGAAUAAAAUCUUUAGUAAUUGUAAUGAACUCUAUGCUUUCUUCUCGCGUCAUAUGGACCGAACGAUUACGACAAGAAAGCAAGAAAAACGUUUUCCAAGUAAUGUAAAAUAAAUUAUUGUUGUAUAUAAAAAGCACAUGCUCGUAUAACAACUAUAUGGAAAUGAUCUCUAUUCCGAGGUUUGGUGAAGUUACAUGAGAAAAAUAGUGAUUAUUACCCUUGCGUGACUUUUUGAUUCUCGCGUGACUGUAAUUUUGAAUAGAUCGAAGUGACAACAAGGAAAGGGAAGCCAUGUUUUCUGGAAGAAGCAAUCGAAAAAAUUGCGCUGUUUUGUUUGUUUUGAUCGCCUGUUCUGUGCUGUUUUUUCUCUUGAAAUGGCCAUUUAACACCAAUGUAUUUGGAAAAAAUGAAAAAUGCCUGGUUUACAGUCCUGCUUUUCCAACGGCUGGAGGUCCAGGCUGCAGUCCACGAUGUGUCGAGAAAAGAGGGAAGAAAACUAAGAGAUAUGGUGCGGCGUUUUAUAAUGACAACCACCAAACGUGGCCGAAAGAGCUUGUCGAGAAUAUGCGAUAUGCUGCCUCGAUUUUGAAAGAGUUCGGUAAGCCACAAAGUUUAAACACGGAAGGUAGAGGAACUCUUCAUCUUGCUUUUGACUACUACUGCUGCUACACGGAAGACGAGGCGAUUAAAAUUGGAAAGUUUCUUGAUAGUUAUUCUUGGGAACCUCACGAUGUAUGGUUUGAUAAAAUAGAAUGUGCUAUUCACGGUUACAAUGAUGCAGUUUCUUUGGUGCUUACGGCUGACAAAAGUUCGCAAAAGAUUUUGACUCGAUGGGCACUGAAGAACGAGCGAGAUCUAAAAAUCAAAACUGGUGUAAAGAAACAUAUUCCACACACACGUUUGCAAGACUUUCAUAUAACUCUUGGAACUGUAAAUCAAAGCUAUUUUCCAGUGCAGUCGGCAGUUGACGAAAUCAACAGAGUUAUUCCACCAGGAAAAUGGCACAGAAAUCCUUUCAUCCUGCGCCAACCAGUUUGUCAUGGAUGCGAGAAGUUGAUGAAACAUGGACGUCUAUAA